GAUGGCGUCCGCUACCGACUCCCGCUACGGGCAGAAGGAAUCCUCGGACCAAAAUUUCGAUUAUAUGUUCAAAAUCCUCAUCAUCGGCAACAGCAGCGUGGGGAAAACCUCCUUCCUGUUCCGCUACGCCGACGACUCCUUCACCCCGGCCUUUGUCAGCACCGUCGGCAUCGACUUCAAGGUCAAGACCAUCUACCGCAACGACAAGCGCAUCAAGCUGCAGAUUUGGGACACGGCUGGACAGGAGCGAUACCGCACCAUCACCACUGCUUACUACCGCGGUGCCAUGGGCUUCAUCCUGAUGUACGAUAUCACCAACGAGGAGUCCUUCAACGCUGUGCAGGACUGGUCCACCCAGAUCAAGACCUACUCCUGGGACAAUGCCCAGGUCCUGUUGGUGGGUAACAAGUGCGACAUGGAAGACGAGCGCGUGGUCUCCUCAGAGAAGGGCCGCCAGCUCGCUGAGCACCUGG
Messenger RNA from Mesitornis unicolor (brown roatelo), 473 nucleotides. It is a transcript of the gene RAB3A, whose product is annotated as RAB3A, member RAS oncogene family. The transcript is spliced from 3 exons. Gene Ontology annotation, molecular function: GTPase activity; GTP binding. The record is from RefSeq and is a predicted model, not a curated record. Gene Ontology annotation, cellular component: plasma membrane; synaptic vesicle; synaptic vesicle membrane. NCBI's taxonomy places the organism in Eukaryota, Metazoa, Chordata, Aves, Mesitornithiformes, Mesitornithidae. The annotation marks the transcript as partial. Gene Ontology annotation, biological process: protein secretion; maintenance of presynaptic active zone structure; axonogenesis.